AUGUCUUCAACUAGAUCCAACGCCCGUUUAAUCCGAUUUGGGAUCUUUGCUUUGGUGUUGAUUGGAUGUGGGUUUAUACUCACCAAAGGUACAUCAUUCCAACCAUCAUUGCCAGUAAAACUACAACAAUCACUGUCACAACAGUUUAACAAACAAGUGCCUUCCUCGCAGCAGAAAGGCGGUGCUUCUGGUUCUACACAGAAUAUUGAGCUUCCCUAUACUCCUAAAGAAAUGGGCCCAUUAGCUAAAGCCCAUAUUGGAGGUGACGGCUCACCAGAAUACAUUCCUCAAAACAACAUCAAUCCAGCUACUUACUCCCCUGAAAUGGACAAGGUUAAAGCUACAUUUGUCUCAUUGGCACGUAACCGAGACUUGUACUCGUUAUUGGAUUCUAUCAGACAAGUGGAGGACCGAUUCAACAAAAAGUAUCACUACGAUUGGGUUUUCCUUAAUGAAGUUGAGUUUAGUGAUGAAUUCAAAACCACAGUUUCUGAAGCGGUUAGUGGUGUUGCCAAGUUUGGAUUAAUCCCCAAAGAACAUUGGUCAUACCCCGAUUGGAUUGAUCAAGAAAAAGCAGCAUUGGUUAGAGAACAAAUGAGGGAGAAAAAAAUCAUUUAUGGUCAUUCUGAAUCUUAUAGACACAUGUGUCGUUUUGAGUCGGGUUUCUUUUGGAGACAGGAUGUGUUGAAAGAUUAUGAAUAUUAUUGGAGAGUUGAACCAGAUAUCAAAAUCUUUUGUGAUAUCGAUUAUGAUGUUUUCAAAUGGAUGAAGGAUAAUGACAAGAGCUAUAGCUUUACCGUUUCUUUACCAGAGUAUAAGGAAACCAUCCCCACACUAUGGGAAACCACCAAGCAAUUUAUUGAAAAACACCCCAAUUACUUGGCCCAAAACAAUUUAAUGGAUUGGUUGAGUGAUGACAAGGGCAAUACUUACAAUGGAUGUCACUUUUGGUCUAAUUUUGAAAUUGCUCGUUUAGACUUCUGGAGAAGUGAAGCAUACAAGCAAUAUUUUGAACAUUUGGAUAAAGCCGGUGGGUUUUUUUAUGAACGAUGGGGUGAUGCACCAGUACACUCAAUUGCCGCAGCAUUGUUUUUACCUAGAGAAAAGAUUCAUUUCUUUGAAGAUUUGGGAUAUUUUCAUGUUCCAUUCAAUAAUUGUCCUGUUGAUCAAAGAGUUAGAGCUGAACGUAAUUGUAUCUGUGAUCCAAAUAAAGAUUUCACUUGGAGAGGUUAUUCUUGUGUGGGCAAGUAUUAUAAUGUCAAUAAUUUCAAAAGACAAAAGAAUUGGGAACAGUUUACUGCCUAG
Messenger RNA from Lodderomyces parapsilosis, 1305 nucleotides. RefSeq names its product alpha-1,2-mannosyltransferase KTR1 (gene MNT1). Bases 1 to 1305 code for a protein of 434 amino acids. Lineage: Eukaryota; Fungi; Ascomycota; Pichiomycetes; Serinales; Debaryomycetaceae. Gene Ontology annotation, biological process: protein N-linked glycosylation; cell wall mannoprotein biosynthetic process; protein O-linked glycosylation. Gene Ontology annotation, cellular component: membrane; Golgi apparatus. The transcript has a single exon. The record is from RefSeq and is a predicted model, not a curated record. Gene Ontology annotation, molecular function: alpha-1,2-mannosyltransferase activity.